UUAAUAAAUAUUUCGUAUUGUUUGCUGAGAGUGGAAAACACAAAAUUGAAAAUCUAAACCCCAAAUUCAAGUUUUCUGCUCAGUUUCUUCGAUAAGGGUUCAGCCUUCGGAAAGAUGGAUGGUAAAUGGUAUAGUGGUAAACAGGAGAUGCACAAUAAACGGCAAGAUAAAAAGGAUGAGGCAUACAAUGCGACUGUUCUUGAGGAUCUUGCUGAGGAUUUUCGGCUGCCGAUUAACCAUCGAAUAACGGAGAAUGUAGAUUUGGAUAAUGUGGAGCAAGCGUCUUUAGAUACACGGAUAACCUCGUCUAAUGUCGGGUACAGGCUUCUUCAGAAGAUGGGAUGGAGAGGAAAAGGGCUUGGAAAGAACGAACAGGGGAUUGUGGAGCCGAUAAAAUCCGGGAUAAGAGAUGCAAGAUUAGGCCUGGGUAAACAAGAAGAAGACGAUUUUUUUACGGCAGAAGAAAAUAUCCAGCGCAGAAAGCUGGAUAUUGAAUUCGAAGAAACUGAGGAACUUGCCAAAAAACGAGAGGUUGUAGCAGAGCGCGAACAGAAAAUACAAACCGAGGUCAAAGAAAUACGCAAGGUCUUCUAUUGCGAGCUUUGCAACAAGCAAUAUAAAUUAGCCAUGGAGUUUGAAGCUCACCUUAGCUCCUACGAUCACAACCACAGAAAGAGAUUCAAACAAAUGAGGGAUAUGCAUGGAAGCAGCAGUCGGGACGAUAGACAGAAACGAGAACAACAACGUCAUGAAAAAGAGAUGGCAAAAUUUCUGCAAAUGGCUGAUGUGCAUAAGCAGCAGCAACAACAGACGCAGAAUCAGGAGGAAAGUGGGACCCACACAGCUCCUCCUGCGGUAACUAGCGGUGCUACUAAAGUUACCGACCAAGAUCAGCGGAAAGUUUUGAAGUUCGGGUUUUCUGCCAAAGGCAGCGCUGUCAAGAGCUCUGUUAGCAAUACAACUAAGAAGCCGAAGGUCGCUAUUGCCUCCAUUUUUAGCAAUGACAGUGAUGAAGAAUAGGGAAUUUCUGUU
Messenger RNA from Erythranthe guttata (spotted monkey flower), 1032 nucleotides. RefSeq names its product D111/G-patch domain-containing protein. Gene Ontology annotation, molecular function: nucleic acid binding. The record is from RefSeq and is a predicted model, not a curated record. NCBI's taxonomy places the organism in Eukaryota, Viridiplantae, Streptophyta, Magnoliopsida, Lamiales, Phrymaceae.